AUGUCACAAAGAAGCGAAGACAACAACUCUGAGAGCUCUGAUGUGUUUGAAGAUUUGUGUAAAGACGUUCAAAAAAUGAAAGACGCGAAACAAGAGACUUUGGAAACAUGUCAAAAAAGUGAAGCCUUUGUUCCAGACGCUCCGAAAAGCGAACAAUGGGUUGUAGCACCAACGCAUAGAAUACAACAACUCGAGAACGAAUUUGCGAAUUUUGUUCUGAAGCAAGUGUACCCAUUCACCGCUCUUCCAUCUUUUACUGUCGCACCUCUUAAUGUGUACACGAACACUGAUCAGUACAUUUCUACACUGAAACCUUUUGUGUUUGAUGAGUGUCGAUCUUCCAUUGAAAAGAAUAUCAACGAGAAAGAGAAUGAAAAUGUGUAUAAGGUGAAAGUGGUAUCCAUGAAAUCAUCACCACAAAACGUCGAAGUCUAUGUUACUAUUGAAUGUCGCUUUCAAAACGACUUUUCCGAUUUUGACUUCUUUGUUGCGAGUACACAAUUUUUCAAAACCAAGACAUACCCUAAAAAUAAUUGCAAAACAGCACUUUUUGUGAAAAAAACUGAAUAUGGCAACGGCCAAUUCUUAAUGAAAUUUAUUACAGAUGGUUCAAUAGAAUCAAACGAUUUCUUCAACUCAAUACAACCUAAACAGCCAUUAUUUAUCCGACGAAUUGGUACCGUUCUGAGCCCACUUCGAGAGUUCAUCGCGUUGAACGAAAUAACAGAACUUAAACUCCAAAAACAAGUGCUCAACCCACAGAGCUACAAACCAACGUAUUUUAGACCAAUGUCGAUUAAAUACGAACGAAUGCUCAGAAACAAAAAGGAGUUCAACGACUCACAGAUACACGCCAUGUUUAGGUCACUUGCAAAAUCAGGGUUUUCUUUAAUUCAAGGACCACCAGGGACAGGUAAAACUAUGACUCUCUGUGGUAUUAUUGGUGUUAUUUUGUAUGGAAAUUCUUCUUCAGUUUUUUCAAAAAGUAGCGAGUCACAUCAUGAAAGAGUGUUAAUAUGUUCCCCAUCAAAUGCGGCCAUCGACGGAAUUAUUAUGAAAUUACUCAAGAUGGGAGUGUACGAUGAAAAUGGUGAGAAGAAGUCUGUGAAAAUAGUUCGAGUUGGGACGCCAACAUUAACAAAUCCAGAAAUAAAGGAUUUAGUUCUUGAAAACCUCGUCGGCAAAGAAAUUGAGCGCAGAGGGGAAAUGUCUUUAGAAUACUUGGACAAAAAAAUCAACGAAUUGAAAGAGAAACUUAAAAAUGCAUUGGCAACAAAUGCAAAAAUUAACAAAGACAAAUUGAAGUCAGGACUUGCACUUUUACUGAAACAAAAGGACGAUUUGCAAAAUAAAAUUUGUGCAAUGAAACAUUCUGUUACUAUAGAUAUUAUUAGUAAUUGUGAUGUGAUAUGUUGUACGUUAAAUAGUGCUGGGUGCGACACUCUACAACAACACUUAUUUGGAAAGAUUGAGACUUGUAUCAUCGAUGAAGCUGUCCAAUGCGUUGAGGUUUCUGCAUUAAUUCCACUGAAAUAUGGGGUGGAGAGGUGUAUCAUGAUUGGAGAUCAGAAGCAGCUUCCUUCGACUGUUUUGUCGCCUAAAUCUAUUACGUACAAGUACAACAAAAGUCUUUUUGAAAGAUUAUUAGAGUGUGGAUUAAAUGUAACGUUACUGACACAGCAAUACCGAAUGGAAUCAAAAAUUCGUGAGUUUCCAUCGAACGAAUUUUAUGAAGGGAGGUUGGCUGAUGGUGUUAAAAUCGAGAAGAUCAAUUCUGUUUCCAAUUCAGUGUUAUUUUUAAAUGUUUGUGGGAAAGAGGAUAGGCUUGGGAAGGAGUCAUCUUUAUUUAAUACAGAGGAAGUGAAAGCCGUAGUUUUUCUAUUAACAGAAAUAAGUAAGAACGUUGAGUGUGUUCAUUGGGAUAUAGGGAUUAUCACGCCAUACAGAAAACAAGUUUUAGAUGUGAAGAAAGCAAUUGAACAAAAUGAAGUUGCGAAGUCAUUAAAUGUAUUAGUGAAUACAGUGGAUGGUUUCCAAGGAAGAGAGUUUGAUAUAGUGAUCAUGUCUUGUGUAAGAAGUUCUGAACAUAAUGGGAUUGGCUUUGUUGAAGAUGAAAGGAGACUAAAUGUAGCGAUCACUCGAGCUAAACGGGCAUUAUGUGUUGUAGGAAAUAUCAAAACGCUAAGACAAGUUAAGGUGUGGGAAGAUUACAUCAAUUGGUUAACUAAAAACAGACUGAUUCUUGAGUUUGAUGACAUCAUUCAACAACCGGAUUCAUUUAUGAUGUUCAAGCCGAAUGACUAUAAAAACGAGCUGAAAAACGACACAGGUGAUAAGAACAAAAUUGAAUUUGUGGAAGACAAAAGAGGUGAAAUUUCAACUGGUACACCUGCGUAUCAAUCUUUACAACAAUCUGAUGGUAUUGAAAAACAAAAUGAUUCAAAACCCAUUCAUAGAGAAACAAAACCAGAAAAGAAGACAAAAACAAAGAAAAAGACUAUUAAAGAAACAGUGAGUGGAAGCGAGGACUCAGAUAGUGAAAUAGAAGUUCUUCAAUUGAAGAAACCAAAACAACAAAAGAAGAACGAAGAAAGUGUAAAAAAGAAAAAAUCAAAGAAAGAUAUACCAGUGAUUGACAUAGAACAACGGAAUGUCAACGGUGGCAAAAAGGUCAAAGAGGGGAAUGUUAUUAAGAUGUAUACUGACGACAACAAACCAAGUGAACUUGAGUUGUUUGAAAAGAAGACAACUGAGCUUAAGAAGACGUUAAAAGCAAAGGACGAGAUGAUAGAAAAGAAUAUUAAACCACCAAAGAAGCACUCACCGCUUAUCAACGAAGUUGAAAGAAAGAAAAAAGUGUUUGCACUUUUAAAAACUGAAUCCAAAAAUGCAGAGAAAAGAAGAAAGAAAGAGGAGAAGGAGAAGAAGUUGAAUAUUGAAAAUGAAAAAACAAAAGAACCUGCACCAAGUGAUAACAAUGGAACUCCUCAAAAGAUGGAAGUUGAGGAAAUAGGACAACAAAAGAGUCCAAUGCAUUUACCACAGAAACUAAUUACUGAGAUAGAAAAGGCCAAAGGAAAGAUGGAGGAAGAACCUACUAAUGUAGAACACCCCCUUUUACCAACAAGUGAACGUCCUCUCGAAAAGAAAAUGGAAGAAGUCCCAUUACCAGUUAUAAUAGUCGACGAUGUAAAAGCAAUUAAAGAUAUACAGACACGUACAGAAAUCAAGCCAGUUGUCGUAGAACACCAAAAGAUGAUAAUGCCUACAGUCAUUAAAGAAGAGAAAACAAAAGCGUCGAUUCCACCCACGACAGACAUAACAAAACCUAUUGAAAUCAAUUUUAAUCAGAGCGAAACAACCACAACGGAAAACACUGAACUCGAAUUUCCAGAACCAACAAAGAAAAAGAAAUUGGAAAUUACUCAAUUUGAAGAAAACAGUUCAACGGAAAGCAAACCAAAGCCGGUGGUACACAUGACGAAGAAAGAAGUUGAAAUUAAACGACAAAGUGACAUCUCGUGUUUCUUUAACAAAAUGAAUAAUGUCAAAAAAGUCGAGCCAACAGAAAAACACAUCAAAACAAAACAAACAUCCGUCUUAAAUUGGGUCAAAAAGACCAAUUCGAAUUCCCCAUCUCCAGUAACUUCUCCUAUGAAACCAUCACAACCAAUCGAACAAAAAGAGCUCGUCGAAACGAGUCAAGACGUCGAUAAAAAUAGUCAAGAAAUGAUACAACACGUAUCGCAACAAGAACCAACAAUUCAAGAAACAAUUACAACAGUAGAAAACAAAGCCCAACAAAAACAAAUAAUGGAAGAAGAAAAAACAACAGAGAAAGUGAAUUUAAAAGAAAGUCCCACGAAUGGACUUGUGAGUUUUGAAGAGUUUUCAAUCGUCACAAAGAAAAUUCAAGAGCUCCAAGAAACACAAAACAAAAUACUUGCGGAGACUUCCAUCAAUGAGGAGCUCAAAAAGAAAAUUGAGAUGUUGGAGAAACUGCUUGAACCAAAAAUCCAAAGCACUGCAAUUUCUGAAGUCUCACAACCACAAAGUUUACAAAUUGAUAACAAAAGUGAGGGAAAAAGUGUGGAAGAAACAAUUGGGAGCGCGACGACAUCACUUGUAAAUGAAACAUCGCUGGCACAAAAUCCGAAACAAGAAACAAAAAUUGAGAAGGUUGAAAAGGUUGAACAAAGCGCGGAAAGCACAUGUCAACCGGCUCUUAUGCAGUCAAACAACGAAUUGUGUUUGGACUUGAAUAUGGAAGAAGAAUUUUUAGAUGAAGAGAGCAAUAAACCAAUAUCAAGUAACACCAACGAAGACCAAAAUGAGAGUUGGGAGUGCUUCGAUAUUGAAAAGGUGUUAAGCGAAAUGGAAGAAAGCGAAAAACUUGGUCAACAAGACAGUGUAAAUCUUUUGGAACACAAUGAAAGUUCAGUUGUCGAGACUAAAAAAGAAAAACUGGAGACUAAAGCACUUGAAGAGGCACAGAUAAUCGAUAUUCUGAAGAAAGUUGAUGAACUGAAACAAAUAACUUUAGACGCACAAUCAAAGUGCGGAACAGAUGGACUCAAAACAAAAGUCGAAGAAGUCAAAAAGUGUUUUGAAAUAUUGAAUUGUGCUGUUACCACCUUUGUUGGUGAAUAUGGCACAAACAAACGACAACCUCCUAGUGAAGAUGACUUUAAAUGCCUUAGAAAAGAUUGA
Molecule: messenger RNA, 4710 nt
Organism: Entamoeba invadens IP1
Lineage: Eukaryota; Evosea; Mastigamoebida; Endamoebidae
Product: splicing endonuclease positive effector sen1, putative
Exons: 1
Coding region: 1-4710 (1569 amino acids)
Biological process (GO): termination of RNA polymerase II transcription
Cellular component (GO): nuclear body
Molecular function (GO): transcription termination site sequence-specific DNA binding; helicase activity
Source: RefSeq, a predicted model, not a curated record